UCCAUCCUUCUUUCUCAUUGGUCAUCGACGUAAACUACUUCUGUUGAUCAUCUGUGGUGUUUCCUUUGUUAUUGGCCUGUUUAUGGUGACUGAGGGAGGACUUUAUGUAUUUCUGCUGUUUGAUUACUAUGCUUGCAGUGGAAUACCAUUAAUGAUUUUUGCCAUUUUGGAGUGCGUCUGUGUGGGAUGGAUAUAUGGUGCUGAUCGUUAUUAUGACAAUAUAAAGGAAAUGAUUGGCUACUACCCCACAUCGCUUAUGAAAUAUUGUUGGAAGUUCAUCACACCAUGUCUCUGUGUUGGAACACUGAUAUUCUCUCUGGUCAAGUUCACCCCGCUGAAAUACAACAACACCUACGAGUACCCCUGGUGGGGCUUUGCCAUUGGGAUGGUUCUUGCUUUAUCUUCAGUUCUCCUGACUCCUCUGUGGAUUAUCUAUCGUAUGGCUGUAACCCCGGGAACACUGAGACAGAGACUGAAAACGUUAUGCACUCCUGCAUCCGAUCUGCAAUCUUCUCCACCAAAGAAGACUCUUUACCCUGAAACCCCUACUCCUGAUACAGAGCUGCAUGCUUUAACUUAAAAACUAAAACAUGGCAGUACUGAAGAAACUGAUUGGAUUUGUAAUCCCUUAUUAGCUGAUGAAUGCAUCACCAAAGAAGAGUCUACAGCCAGUUACAAACUCAACGCAGGAGAUCUUUACAUCCUUGGUGUCUGAAUGUUCUUAUUUUAAAAAGUCCAACCCUUGACUUAAAAUGAAUACUUUAUGGACAGCUGUGUUAAAAAGUUACAAUUGUAAAAAGACCUUAUCAUCUUAUAUAACUUUUGGUGGUGGAUAUUAUUACUUGAAUUGUUCCUUUUAAACUAUACGGGUUUUGGUUGUGCAAAUAAAUGAAUCUUGAUUGAAACUCCAUGUUAA
Trematomus bernacchii (emerald rockcod) is the source of this 916-nucleotide messenger RNA. RefSeq names its product sodium- and chloride-dependent GABA transporter 2-like. The record is from RefSeq and is a predicted model, not a curated record. NCBI's taxonomy places the organism in Eukaryota, Metazoa, Chordata, Actinopteri, Perciformes, Nototheniidae. Gene Ontology annotation, biological process: sodium ion transmembrane transport. The transcript has 6 exons. The coding region runs from base 83 to 580 and encodes 165 amino acids. Gene Ontology annotation, cellular component: membrane.